UAUACACCGGAUGAGGAGAUUCGAGUGCGAAGGAAGCUGGACAUCAGACUGGUACUCUUCGUUGCGAUGCUAUAUAUGGUCUCCUUCCUCGACCGUACCAAUAUCGGUAAUGCCAACGUCGCCGGCCUCUCCACCUCCCUCGACCUCUCCACCUCUCAAUUCGAAUGGCUUCUCCGAGCCUUCUACGUCUCCUACGUCCUCUUCGAAUGGAUGACCAUCUGCUACACCCUCUUCCCACCACACAUCUACAUCGCCAGCUGCGUCUUCUUCUGGGGUCUACUCGCCUGUCUCCAAGCCUUCGCCACCAACUUCGCCUUCCUCCUCGUCCUCCGUGUGCUUUUAGGGAUCGCAGAAGCCGCCUUCGUAGGCAUGCCAAUCUACCUCAGCUUCUUCUUCCGCCGGGACGAAUUAGCUCUACGGACGGGAAUGUUCAUAGCCGCCGCUCCCCUCGCGUCCAGUUUCUCCGGCUUCCUGGCCUACGCCAUCAUGCGCUUCGGCGACAUCCUCCCCAUAUCCAACUGGCGUGUCCUCUUCUUCCUCGAAGGCGCACCAGCUCUCCUCGUCGCCAUCGUAGCAUGGUACUGGCUUCCCGACCGCCCGUCCACCGCCCGCUGGCUCACUGCACGAGAACGUAAAGUCGCCACUCUCCGCAUGCGAAGCGAAACCACCUCCUCCGAACCCACCAAAUUCGCCACUCAUUCCAUCGAAUGGUCCACCCUACUCUCCCCCCUCCUCACUCCCCUCUCCUACCUCCCCGCAUUGAUGUUCUUCGCCUGCAACGUCGCCUUCAGCAGCAUGCCCGUCUUCAUGCCCCUCAUCCUCACAGACAUGGGUUUCCCUCCCCUCACUUCGCAAGCCCUCUCCGCCCCACCCUACCUCCUCGCCUUUCUCGCCAUCCUGCUCACGGCCUACCUCUCCGACCGACAUCACACACGCACCGUUCCCAUGGUCUUCCACGCUCUACUCGCCAUGUCCGGCUACAGCCUGCUCGCCCUAGCGCAGCGUUUCAGACUGGGAGUGUGGACCCGGUACGCCUGCGUCUUCCCGAUAUGCGCGGGCUUCUUCAGUUGUGUGACGGUGGUGAUAACCUGGACGGUGAAUAACCAGCGCACAGCAGCGGAGAAGGGGACGGGAGUGGGGAUUUUGCAGUUCACCGGACAAUUGGGCCCGUUUGUCGGCACGGGGUUGUAUCCGAAAGAGGAUGGACCGUAUUUCGAACGAGGAAUGGUGGUUUGUGCGGUGUGUAUGCUCUGCGUGGCGGGGUUGGCGGGAGGGUAUUGCUGGAUGCUGAAAAAAGAAAAUCGCCGG
Messenger RNA from Zymoseptoria tritici IPO323, 1308 nucleotides. RefSeq lists its product as uncharacterized. The record is from RefSeq and is a predicted model, not a curated record. Gene Ontology annotation, cellular component: membrane. Lineage: Eukaryota; Fungi; Ascomycota; Dothideomycetes; Mycosphaerellales; Mycosphaerellaceae. Gene Ontology annotation, biological process: transmembrane transport. The annotation marks the transcript as partial. Gene Ontology annotation, molecular function: transmembrane transporter activity. The transcript is spliced from 2 exons.